AGAGUGUCUUGAUCGCCCUAUGUCUCCAAAAGUCAGCCAGAGAGGAAUCAGCAUACACAAAAGCAUCACCUUCAGCUUUAGAACUUGAAGACGAGGUAUAGCAGCGGCUUUUGAUUGCUAUUCUCUGCAAGGAGCUCGUCGGAACAGCUUGCGUGCAGUUGCUUUUUCCCAAUCACCACAUACACGCUCAGGUGCGACAAGUGUUCCAAAGUGCUGCAACCUUAUUCAUGUCUGUAGAGAAUGGAGCCCGAGCUGCAGCAGUGGAUAUGCGGAACAGUUAUUGUGGAAGCUAAGAAACUUUUACGUGAUUCGACGCAGAAUUCUUUGCAGGGUACCACCAAGGGCCAUGAUAACGCUAUGCGAGUGCAAUUAUCUGGCACAAGAGCAGUGCAAAUCAUUGAUUUUAAUGGUCAACAAAAGGCACCUUUUACCAACAUUUCGGUCUCGGACGUGUCUUGUCAAAUCCGUGCGAGUUUAUCGGAAGCUACAAGAAAACAGUUCGAGAAGAGGUACGACCGGCGCUUACCACAUAGAACUGUUGGGGCCAUUUUCGAGAUUGGCAGGUGUUAUUUGAUAUUCAAUCCGGAAAUAAAAGGUGUCCCACGAGUGACACUCAAUAUUAAUAGUCUUGUUUUGAAAGGUGGCGAGGGUUCAUCUAACCUUGGUUUUCCGGUGCCGAUUGAGGAAAUUGAAGAUGUCCGACAUCUGAUAACGCGAAUGAAGAAUACAGUGCCUCCGCAGGAGGCUUUGGCCAGAAGCCGUCAUAAAUGCACCUCCCCCAUACAUUCUUUGACCGAGAGCCCCUGGGGCGAUGAAAUGGGGAGUCCAAAUGGGCAACUUGCAACGCAAGCUCCACUAGCUUCGGAAAUUUGUGAUAAACACAGCAAAGUGACAAAGAAGCCUGCUCCUUCGUCGAGGACCCUCAAGGCAGUUAACCUACCUGGGAAUCAACUACUCGGGCUAAUAGGAAAAAACAAAAAACCCAACACUUCAUCUUCAAAUUUGGUAGGUGGGAUACCCGAGUCACGCCGUUCUACUUCGCUAUCAGAUAAUAAGCGGGCAGCGACGAUUGAAGAUGGUGCAAGAGAAAGCAAUGAACAAAAGUUCCUUCGAUUAACAGGGAGCGGGAACGACGAUAUACGUAUGCCGGUCGAUGAGAAUAAGGGUAGCGGCAACGGCAAGCCAAUAGUUCACUCAAGGCAAGGAGUUCCUGGUGAGAACCCCCGGGUGGGUUCCCAAAGCACCAACAAACGUGGAAGUAACGUUGGAACUCCUCUUGUUGAUCCAUUACGACUCAUCACGUCACGGUCAGAAAACGAGCUGCCUAAGCUAAUGAGGGAUAUCGGGUUGAACUCGCGACCGACAAAUAAGCCAACAUUCAAUUCUCUCCAUGAGAAUCCCUGGGGAAAGCUGACCCGAAUCCCACUCAAGCAUGUCAUAAUACCCAAAAACCAAGUUGUGAAGCUCUCCACCGCCGCGUCGUGGGUCACCUCCGUAGCAGAUAUCGGAUCGUUGCAUACAAGUCUCCAACCUGAUACACCUGACAGCCUCAUGCCCCCAGCCCUCGAGCAUGUAGAGGAUACUAGAGACCAAAUUAAUACUACGCCAGGCCCUCCAGUUGAAGCCAGGCAAGGUGGCACAAAUAAACGUAACCUCAACGAUGGUUCUCCCAGGAGGGUUGACGUGUCAAGUCCACGGAAUAGCUAUCAUGGGAACCAACGUACUGAAAAUCUCAGCGACAACGUUUCCGGAGAUACCGCAUUCCAAAACGAUCCGGCUGUAGAACUGGACGCGGUUGGGCCAGAAGAAGACGAUGCCCUGUCGUGGGCACCGACUUCAAGGGCAUCAUCAAUAGGUCCUAUCCCAGAAAAUGGCAACGAACCAUUAAUCAUAUCAGCUUUUCCACCGCCUCAUUCAAAUACACAUUCGCCCCGGCCUGCGAACCAAGUCCCUGAGCCAAGCAGCUCCGAGAGUUCACCCGGUCCAAGGCUAAAUUUGGACAGAAAUGUUCAUUUAUCAUCGAUAUUGCCGAGUCUCUCAGAUUCAUCGUAUAUUAAAUUCGAUACUGGGACGGGUUUGAAAGGCGGAGGUGGAUCUCUAGCCAACAACGUCCAUUCUAGUAUACCACACUCAGAAGAUGAUAUGGAGCAGAGAGUACCAUAUGCUAUUGGUGAUGUCAUUCAGUCUUCCGAUGAUAUCUACUUGUCUCGCAUCCCAGCUUCUACUAUAACGGCGUCCCCAACGAGGUCGCAGGAGUCUCCGGUCCUACAGAUUGAAAGAACUCCUUAUAGUCGUUCUCAAAAAGACCAGCCUUCCUUACCAGAAGCACGUUUUCUAGGGUCACCCUUGGAACCAAAAAAGCCAAUACCAAGUCCUCACAGUUCGGCUGGUUCUAUUAUCUUGGGGACUUUCAACUGGGAUACAAGCAAGGAUGAUGAUGCUCCAGGACACGUCUCGAUGCAUGACGAACUACAACAAGGCCACGACAAAGACCGUCGGACUAAUGAUGUUACUACGGAACCCAGCGCAGGAAAGGUUGCUGGGCGAUCGGAGCGUCUUUCAACGCCGGUACUUGAUCAUCCACCGAUACCCAUCGAGGCUGGUGGAGAACGAGAACUAUGUGGUGAAAACCGCAACAGGGGUGGAUUUAACCAAAACAAAGUCACAGUUGGACGUAGUUCUCGGCCAAAAUCGACCCAAGACGUAGAGUCAUCGGUGGGUAUUGACGCUGAUAAGCUAUCAGAACCCACGAAACCGUUGGGCUCUGAAUCCCCGGUUUAUAGCGUACUCCCUUCUCUUCCAUCCAUCACCUCUCCAACAUCGAAGAAAAUCGCCAAAUCGUACAUAACUAGACGCGAAAGGAAGAGACAGAGGGAGGAGUCAGGGGUGCAGUUUCCAUGACUAUGUCUGUCCCUAAGCCGUGAUAGCUCCUCGUUAUCUGCCGGGUUGAUACUGGGAUGCCUUUGUUACAUAGUUAAUUGGAUACUUGGGGUCCUUUACUGAUGUACCAUAUUAUUUUACCUUAAAUCAUCCCUGGUAGCCGUUCUAUCACUUUGUUAACGUGGUAUAAUAAGAAAAUGCUUGCCCUGGUGCCUCUGGGGCUCUGUAGCCAGUGUGGUUCGGUGACCGCCUGUGUUUGGAGGUUGCAAGGCAGAGAGGCCGAUGGCACUAGUCGUUAUGGAGCGGUGUAAAAACGUAGAUGGGUGA
This is a messenger RNA of Pseudogymnoascus destructans, 3207 nucleotides long. RefSeq lists its product as uncharacterized. NCBI's taxonomy places the organism in Eukaryota, Fungi, Ascomycota, Leotiomycetes, Thelebolales, Thelebolaceae. The record is from RefSeq and is a predicted model, not a curated record. The transcript is spliced from 3 exons. The coding region runs from base 241 to 2901 and encodes 886 amino acids. Gene Ontology annotation, biological process: telomere maintenance via telomerase. Gene Ontology annotation, molecular function: telomeric repeat DNA binding. Gene Ontology annotation, cellular component: chromosome, telomeric region; telomerase holoenzyme complex.